AUGCCACCAUAUGACAGCGAGUCAUCAGACGAGGGCGAGGACUACACUGAGACCAAUGUGCUCCUCGGUUACGCCACCAAGGAAGCCACUGGAGAUGCGGUUUCUCACCUUGGGGGCGCGCCUAGCUGGAUAGACGAUACAACCGCUCCCUCGGGCGCACUCGCCAAGUGCAAAGUGUGCAACGGCCUUCUUUCCCUACUACUGGAACUCAAUGGCGACCUCCCCGACCAAUUCCCAGGCCAUUCACGGCGGCUAUAUAUCUGGACAUGUCGGCGUAAGGCAUGUCGUAGGAAGGAUGGCAGCGUGAGAGCCAUACGUGGUGUGCGUAUUGCCAAGGGAGCCGGCAGUAAAUCCACCCCAAAAACCGACAAGAAGGAACCUGUCAAGGUGGAUGAGCAGCCCCAGCCCAAGAUCGGACAGUCGCUGUUUGGUGUCAAGAGCGGUACUAGCAGUACAGCGACGCCUGCGAAUCCCUUUUCGAACCCAUUCGCUGCACAGUCGAAUGGUGCUGCGCUAUCGAACCCAUUCUCCUCGAAACCAGCCAAUGCGAACCCCUUCGGCACUCCUGUGCCACCUGCUGUCAAAGUCACAUCUGAAGACACGCCAGAAGAGAGGCAGGACGAGGCAUCGACCACAUUCCCUGAGACAUUCGCCUCCAAGGUCCGCCUAAACUCACUCUCCCAUACCGAACAACCCCCCCGCCCUCAGGAACCAUGGCCAGCAGAGUCAGCAUUCCCUACAGUCUUUCCUCACUACCACCUCGACGCCGACUAUGAAACGCUCGACGCACCGUCGACACCUGCGAUACCAGACAACGCGCGAAUGGACAUUGAUACCGAAGGAAGUGGAAGCGGAGGAGGAAAGGAAGACAAGGAAGUCUACGAGAGCUCUCUAGACAAGACGUUCCAGAAAUUUGCAGAUCGCAUCGGCGAAAACCCUGAGCAAGUCCUACGCUACGAGUUUAAGGGUAAACCCCUCCUCUACAGCGACAGUGACGCGAUUGGCAAACUUCUGGGCCCGCAUUCUGAAAAUGGACCGUCCUCUCACGCGAAGAUCACUACCACAGGCUCGCGUGGAGGAGCAGGCAUGCCUCGCUGUCAGAACUGUGGUGCAGAUCGCGUCUUCGAGGUCCAGCUCACACCGCAUGCCAUCACCGAGUUGGAAGCUGAAGAAAUGAGCCUCGACGGCAUGGAGUGGGGCACCAUUAUCAUGGGCGUAUGCAGCAAAGACUGCAAACCCAGCGACGUCUCAGAAGGUGGAGUAGGCUAUCUCGAGGAAUGGGUGGGCGUUCAGUGGGAGGAAGUCGCACCGAAGAAAUAA
Messenger RNA from Plenodomus lingam JN3, 1320 nucleotides. RefSeq lists its product as uncharacterized. The record is from RefSeq and is a predicted model, not a curated record. Gene Ontology annotation, biological process: maturation of SSU-rRNA. Gene Ontology annotation, cellular component: cytoplasm. Lineage: Eukaryota; Fungi; Ascomycota; Dothideomycetes; Pleosporales; Leptosphaeriaceae.